Messenger RNA from Paramuricea clavata, 1432 nucleotides. NCBI's taxonomy places the organism in Eukaryota, Metazoa, Cnidaria, Anthozoa, Malacalcyonacea, Plexauridae. The record is from the annotation of a GenBank genome assembly.
AUGGUUCCUGAGGCUGAGGAGAAAGUUCCUGACGCUGAGGACAAGGUUCCUGACGGGGAGGACAAGGUCCCUGAAGCUGAGGACAAGGUUCCUAACGCUGAGGACAAGGUUCCUAAUGCUGAUAACAAGGUUCCUGAUGCUCAGAACAAGGUUCCUGAGGCUGAGGACAAGGUUCCUGGCGCUGAGGACAAGGUUUCUGAUGGUGAGGACAAUAUCCUGACGCCGAGGACAAGGUUCCUGAUGCUGACGACAAGGUUGCGGACGCUGAGGAGAAGGUUCCUAACGCUGAGGACAAGGUUCCUGACGCUGAGUACAAGGUUCCUGACGGUGAAGACAAGGUUCCUGAUGGUAUGAACAAGGUUCCUAACGGUGAGGACAAGCUUCCUGACGCUUAGGACAAGGUUCCUGACGCUGAGGACAAUGUUCCUGACGCUGAGGACAAGAUUCCUGAUGCUGAGGACAAGGUUCCUGACUGUGACGCCAUGGUUCCUGACGGUUAGCACAACGUUCCUGACGGUGAGGCCAAGGUUCCUGAUUGUGAGGACAAGGUUACUUACGCUGACGACAAGGUUCCUGACGCUGGGGACAAGGUUCCAGACGCUGACGACAAGGUUCCUGACAGUGAGGAAAAGGUUCCUGACGGUGAGGAGAAGGUUCCUGACGGUGAGGACAAGGUUCCUGACGGUGAGGACAAGGUUCCUGACGGUGAGGACAAGAUUCCUGAUGCUGAGGACAAGGUUCCUGACUGUGAGGACCAGAUUCCUCACGGUGAGGAGAGGUUCCUGACGGUGAGGACAAGGUUCCUGACGCUGAGGAGGUUUCUAACGCUCUGGACAAGGUUCCAGGCGCUGAGGAUAAGGCUCCUGACGGUGAGGACAAGGUUCCUGACGAUAAGAACAAGGUUCCUGACGCUGAGAACAAGGUUCCUGGCGCUGAGAACAAGGUUCCUGACUGUGAGGACAAGGUUCCUGACAGUGAGGACAAGGCUCCUGACGCUGAGGACAAGGUUCCUGACGCUCAGGACAAUGUUCCUGACGCUGAGGACAAGAUUCCUGAUGCUGAAUACAAGGUUCCUGACUGUGAGAAGAAGGUUCCUGACGGUGAGCACAACGUUCCGGCUGCUGAGGACAAGGUUCCUGACGCUGAGGACAAUGUUCCUGACGCUGAGGACAAGGUUUCUGACGCUGACGACAAGGUUCUUGACAGUGAGGACAAGGUUGCUGACUGUGAGGAGAAGGUUCCUGACGGUGAGGACAAGGUUCCUGACGGUGAAGACAAGGUUCCUGACGGUGAGGACAAGGUUACUGACGCAAAGGACAAGGUUCCUGACGCUGAGGACAAGGUCCCUGACGCUGAGGACAAGGUUCCUGACAGUGAGGAAAAGGUUGCCGACUGUGAGGACAAGGUCCUGAUUGUGAGGACAAGGUCUUGA